AUGGCGCGCACCCUCGACGGGGCCGGUCCCACCGUGCCCGAACCCACAUCUGUUCCACGCGCCGUACCGCGGGGGCACCAAGAUCCAGAGGGUAAAAAACAGGCAGACCGCACGGAUGCGCUAUGGGCCGAGAUGCAGAGCACGCUGGAGGAAGUAGAACUUAGUGCUGUCAAUGGGACACAUGUUUUUGGGCCCCAGCAUGCGAGGGCGCUGCAGGAGCUGAGGGCGACGCAGAUUGGCCUUGCACAGGCGUGGGCGAGGAGUGAGGCUGACGAGGCGGGAGAGACGGGGAGUGGGGGAAAGGGAUUAGCUCUUGGAGGUGAGGGACUCAGUGCGCUCGAUACGGUGGACAGUACGGUUAGUGGUGGGGCUGGAGGCAGGACUGGGAGUAGUACUGGGAUUGGAGGGGAUGCUGGGGAGAGGAUGGGGAGUAAGCUAGAACAGGAGACGGAGGCGGAUAUUUUGCUUGCGAGGAGGAGGAGGGAGGCUAAUGAUCGGUAUUUUCAGAGGGUCAAUGGGGGUGUACUGGAUGUCGUUGCUAAGUUGGAAGAGGUGGCUUCUGCUAUGAGGGCCGUGGAGCAAGAGAGUCGGGAUAUUUGGGGGGAGAAUGAAAGUGUUGGGACGAGUACUCGUGGUUAA
Messenger RNA from Lachnellula hyalina, 639 nucleotides. RefSeq lists its product as uncharacterized. The coding region runs from base 1 to 639 and encodes 212 amino acids. Lineage: Eukaryota; Fungi; Ascomycota; Leotiomycetes; Helotiales; Lachnaceae. The record is from RefSeq and is a predicted model, not a curated record. The transcript has a single exon.